AUGGAAAAGUAUGCCUUUCCGUUAUACCCAAUAACUGGGAGGAAGAGGGCAUUCUGUAUUGGCCUCUCAAGAUCAGAAGCCAGAAGUAUGUUGGAUGAAAACUCGGUCCCCGGAAACAACUGGUCGACCUAUCCUUGUAUAGUUAAAAGGACUUGCAGUACAUAUAAAGAGGCUCGUCGAGAAGUUAAAGCAAUGGAAAAUGUGACCGAUACGAAAGAAGAAACUCAACAUACUGAUGUAAUUCAACUUUCAGAAAUUAAUGAUGUUUUAGAUUUAAGCCAUUUAUUGCAAGAUGGCGUGAAUAUAGCAGCUAUUUCGACACCAAUUACUGUUACAAAUAACAAUGCGAUGGCGGACCGUAUAACUCUCAAUGACGUCAACACUUCAUUUUUACUAAAGGCUGACGACGAAGUGGUAAAAAACCAAGGGAAAAUAUUAGAAAUACUGCAAGAUGUGCAGAGCAAUCAGAUAAAAAUAAUACAACAGCUUGUGAUGCAUGAAGUUCUAUUGAACGAAUUAUGGUGA
This is a messenger RNA of Parnassius mnemosyne (clouded apollo), 525 nucleotides long. Lineage: Eukaryota; Metazoa; Arthropoda; Insecta; Lepidoptera; Papilionidae. The record is from the annotation of a GenBank genome assembly.